AAAUCAAAAAAACUGCCUUACAAGUUGGUGUAUUACUUUGCAUUUCAUCGUACAGCACCUAUGCAUAUUAUAAAUUAUCCAUGUUUCGGAUUGUUUCCUGUUCAAUUUUUUAUCAAAAUGUACCUAAGCCAUGGAAUUUGUGAUGCUGAACAUUUUUGAUUUGAGUCCUAUAUAGCUGAAGGUUUACAUUAGGGUUAUGGUGCUCUUUCGCGGUGGAAAUUUAUGACUAUUUACUGUUUUGUUAAAAGAGAAACAGAGACCUUUCAUAUUUAUUAUAUUUACGUAUGAAGAUACUGGAUUCAGUUUAUGGCAUUCUGAAGCAUGAUCUUAAUUCGAUUUCUGAAGGAAGUCUCGAAGGUUUCCAUAGUUUUGGCUACCCAAUCGUGCAUUUCCACUGAUUUAUUUGAAAAUAUAAUUUAGGUAGGUAGGUACCUACAUAAAAUGAAUGAAUAAAACAUUCAUAAUAAUACUCGUUAAAUAUUUUGCAAUCUUACCAAAUUCAACUAUACCUAUUUCAAUGAUAGAAAUCAAGAUAUUGGGACUGGUGCUUGAUUCAUUUUCUUAGGUCUGAACGUGUUUUAAUUUUUGAAUAAUUUUUUUCAGACUUGAUUAUUUGAAGGUUCUUUUAGAUUUUUUGUGUGAUUCGUUGGAGAAAAUUUAUACCUUACACCAUUUUUUUUUUCAACUUGAGGUUUUUGUCCAAAAUAUUAUAACGACAAUUAAUGUUUUCAUUUCUUCGUACUUACUGUUAUUUUUUUUUUAAAAUUAAACAGCUCAUGGUAUAAAGGAAACGUCUCAAUAGAUUUGGUAUUGCCUGAUACUCUGUAUAAGAGUAGGUGACCCAAGUCAAGGACGAAGAAGUAACAUACCAUUUCUAUAAAGAUGGGAAACCAGUCUGGGCACCCCGCAUUGAGAGCGUCAAAAAUCAUGACGAAAUUGGUAUCUACCUAUACCUACUCGAAAUCACUUUUUUUGUCGUUCGAUUAUUUAUAUUUCCCUACUCAAAAUGUCUAAAAUAAAAAUAUAGGCAUGUUUUAUGAGUGGACACAAUUUUGCAUCUUUAGCUUUUCUUCUAUGAGUAGGUACCAAUAAGCACUCUUCAAAAUGUCACGUUCUUAAUACUUACUUUAUAAUACUUACAUAAAAAUACACAAACCUACUCAUAUUAAUGGAUAAUAUUAGAGAUAUUUGUUUUCAUAUUAUAUACGCUUGACCAGUGGUCUUCAAUACGGUUGUUGCGUUUUCUUUUGAUUAAAACCGCAGCAAAAUUUAUAAUUCGCGUGUUUAUUUCACUAGGUAAUUAUUCUAAACGCAGAUAAAAUGAGAUAACGAAUGUUUCAUAUUUUUAAAUAGGUACGUUUUUUGAUUAAAAAAAAGUAAUUCUAAAUGCUGGCAACGUUAUAACAUCAGUACUCCACUUAGGUAUAUCUAAGUAACAAUCAUUUGCGAUGUUGUACCAUUGGUUAGCUAAUAUUUUUUAUAGAAAUUGAAAUAAUUGUAUAAAAUACUUAUUCGUAUUGUGAUUUUUUGUGUCGUUUGAUCAUGCUGAAUGAUUUGUUAAUGAAUUUUGUAAACAUCUUCGGUUGUUUUGUUUAGCGAUUUACAGUGAUCGGUAUGUAAUAGGCAAAUAUCUACUUACAAAUUAUCUAGGUAAUCCAUUCCGGUAGCUCGUAUUUGAAAAAUCGAAGCCAUUUCAACCACAGAACUUUCAACACCAUGAUUCAUCGAAAAUGACACCAACAAGAAUUGAUCACUGGCCCAUGAACCUGCAGCUGUUCAUAUCAUUACUUCUAUUACUCCUUGAUCCAUCAAUAUGUCGUCAACCAGACAUCAUCGAUGAACCUCCACGGUCUACUCUGACACGACCAUUCAAUUGCGAAGCCGUUUACAGCGAAUGCGAACCGAACCAUCUAUGCCCCGAAAACCUCGACAUUAUCAGUACAUGCCAUGUCGAAUACAUCAACGAACAAAUAAUCGAAAAAUGUCGCUCUUUCCAAGACGCAGAUGUCAUCGAGGACAACUCUUUGUUCGCACCGAUCACUUGUACAGAGAAAAACAUCACAUAUUGGAACGUGUAUUGCGGAAUUUGCAACUUCGAAAAAGAACUAUACAAAUUUGAAUAUUGGAGCCCUUGGUUAUCUUGCAAAAAGAUUAUAAACGAAUCUGUCGCUAUAACUCGACCUACAGCUAGUAAAUCUAUGGAAUCUAUUUUAGGAGCUGGCAGAUCUCCUGGUCCUGGUUCUGUUGCUGAAAGAUCCGCAGAUCCGUUAGAUGAAUCAAAGAUGUUGCCUGGGUUGAGGGUCGAUCGGAGUGAAUCCGGUUCUAAAUUGAUUUCUGUGCUUAAUAAUUCAACUUACCAAUGUAAGAUAUUGAGAGUGUUAUCGAUGCGUUUAAGAGCCCAUGUCCCUAACUGUUUCCGUGUAGCGACAGAACAAAGUGGGGUGGCAAUCUCAGAAAUAUUUCGAAAGAGUAUUUUUGCCCAUUUGUACCAAAAAAAUAACCGAGACCAAGAAACAGACACCAAGUUCUGUUUGGACACCAAAUAUGCAGCAGAUGAUUUCUGCGAAUACAGGAACGAGUAUGGCGAAGCUUGUACUUUGAAUUUAUUUCUGGAACCGAGCUUCGAUGAAUUCUGCAAUCAGGAUAGUUACAUCGAGACGAUAUCUCCUCAGAAUGAGAAUGAAACCAUCCUCAUGAAUGAAUGCUCGAAUCACACUUCGAAAAAAAAUCACAUCUUUGUUUGCGGACCAGACGAAGGUAAAAUUUGGAGAAAAAUUAAAAAUAUCGUUUUCAACGUCAUGGAUCAUAUUUCCAUGUUUUUAUUACUUUUGUACUUGGUUAUUUGCACGAAUAAGCAGAAUUUGCGAAGUUUACCCAAACGUGUUUUUUACUCGUAUUCUGUAUCUUUGCUGGCUCUUUAUUUAAGCGAGUUCAUCUUGAAACAUAUUCGAUCGUGCGUGAUCAAAUAUUACGUAUUUUUUUACGUUUGGCAAUCUCACUCGUUUUGGAUCCUGAUCACUUCUUACGAUUUAUGGAGAAUAGUUUAUAAUUCUUUGAAAUUGCUGAAAAUUGAAGUAGAGAAACAAACAGCGAGGUACGCGGUUUAUUGCUCGAUAGGUUGGGGUCUGCCUGUAGUACUUUUAUGUGUAUUAUUUCCUACUCUAAAAGACGAUCAGAAAUCUUGGUCGUGUCCUUCUGUAUCUGGGUUUCAAAAUGAGCUAAUAUGUUCUUCGAGUUGCGAAUUAAAUCAGUACACUUAUCAUUUUGGAUGGAUCACCAUCUUUGUUUUUCUAGUCCUUGCUCCUUGUUUACUCGUAUUAACUUGUGUAUUUGUAUGCCUCAGUACGAGGAAUCGGGCUAGGGCUAAUGUAAACAGAACAUAUACGGUUGCUAUGAUCAAAGUGGCUAUUAUGAUGGGAUUUCAUUGGAUGUUGUUGGUUUAUCUAGCUGUGUUCAAUUCUGGUGAGAAGUUCAAUGUGGUGUAUGAGUUUAUUUCUUCGUUUCACGGAUCUUUUGUGUUUUUUGCUUUUGGGCUGGAGAAAAAUAAUUUGAAUAGGUUGAAAAGGUUAAUGAAUAGAGGUGCGGUGGUUGAAGAGACGCAGGAUACGAGUUUCACUCAGAUUGAUCAGGAGAUGAAGUCGCCGGUAAGAGGAGAUAAAUUGGAUAUUGAUAAUGAGAAUGUUGAAAAAUGAGUAAAAUUAAAAUUGAUAAAUGAAAACGAUCGACUUUAGGUAUUCUUUUUCGUGUUGUUCGAGGUUCCUAUUUUGAUGUAAUAGGCUCCUAAGGGGCAUAUCAUGAGAAAUUAAUUGCAGUAUUUUUACCGCAAUUUUGCCUAAAAUAGAAUUUCUUGCACAAUUAAAAGAUUCGUUAAUUGACGCGAGAUUAGGAAACAAUGUUGAAGCAAUGUUUGCAAAGCCUAAUAGCAUAAAUUUUAUAAAGUCACGCCAUUGAUUAUUUCGAGUGCGUAGAGAUAUACCUACCUUUUAUUGUAUGUUAUCGUUAUUGUAAAGUUUAAGGCAAAUAUUAAUUUUUCAAAAUCAUAAUUUUAUUAUUAUGUACCUACCUACCUUUGUAAUUAGUUUAUAUUCACAAAUAUGAUAGAUAUGUAUACAAUAAAAUUAUACUCCAUUUUUAA
Molecule: messenger RNA, 4135 nt
Organism: Planococcus citri (citrus mealybug)
Lineage: Eukaryota; Metazoa; Arthropoda; Insecta; Hemiptera; Pseudococcidae
Exons: 2
Coding region: 1731-3692 (653 amino acids)
Biological process (GO): cell surface receptor signaling pathway
Cellular component (GO): membrane
Molecular function (GO): transmembrane signaling receptor activity
Source: RefSeq, a predicted model, not a curated record